AUGGAUCACGGCUCAGGCGAAGGGAAGCUGGAGAGUGCUCCAAAGUUUGAUGGGAGCGACUAUUGGACUUGGAGCUUCCGAUUCGAACAAUGGGCAGAGGCGCACGAUCUAUGGGGGUACUUUGAUGGCUCGGAGGAGCGACCUGCAACGGGUGACGCACGGCUGAUGUGGGAGAGGAAAAAUCAGAAAGCAUUCGCCCAAUUUUGCAAUGCCUUGGUGCCAGAUGAGUUGAUUCGCUUGGUACGGGAGUUCGGCGGCAAGACCGAGUUGGGCAGCGCACCUGUUGAUGGCGCAGCAAGAGCAGUCACCCGGGUUCCUGCAGGCACAGCAGCGGCAUACACACGAGUGAAGGAGUUCUACCUUCAGCGUGGAUUGUGUAAUCGGAUGGCACUCUCUGAGGAGCUCUCCUCAUUGAAGAUGAAAGAGGGAGAGGGAGUGGCUGCAUACUGGGCGCGUGCCGAGGACUUGAGGUCCAAGUACUUGGCUGCAGGAGGGAAGGAGGAGGUUGAGGAGUGGAUGAUGAGGGUACUCAAAGGACUACCUCCUCACUUUGAGAUGCUGAAGGUGGUGCUGAACAACCAGUCAUCAUCACUCACUAAGGAUCACCUGCUUACCUCCUUGAGGAGCGAGGAGAUGCGGAUUGGUGUCGCACCAAGAUCGGAUGGUGUAGCCACCUUUGGAGCGGGGAGGCAUUCCGGCAUUCUUAAAGCGGGGGGUCGUGGGUCCAACGGCAAGGCACAGGUGGCGGAUGAGGAGGAGCAGGAUGACAAGGCAGAGGCAGUGGUUGGAGAGGCAAUUGCAGCAGUGGGAGAGGAGCAGCCGCGAGAGGGGUGGUGGAUUGACAGUGGGGCCAGCCACAACUUUACUCCUUAUGCGUCAGACUUCAAAAGUAAGCUUCAGCCACCAGAGGUUCGGGGAGUUAGAUUGGGAGAUGGACGGGUGGUGAAAGCUGUUGGCAUGGGUGAGGUGCCAGUGGUUGGUGCUGGAGGUCAGCUGCUGAGGAUUCAAAAGGUCCACCUUGUGCCUGAGAUGCACACGCGUCUGCUGUCAGUCCCACACCUCACCUCUCGAGAUGUCAUUGCCACAUUCAAGGGCAAGAAAUGUGUCCUUCAACGGGGGGAGCGGGUGUUGGCGAUUGGAGAAAAGGAGAGGGAAAGGGACCAUGGAUUGCUGAAGGCUGUUCGCUCGGACAGGGGUGGUGAGUUCUUGGGGGAAGCUGUAAAAGCAUGGAAGGCGGAGUUUGGCAUUAAAACUCAAUUGAGCGUCGCAGAUAUACCGCAACAGAAUGGGGUCGUGGAGAGGUGGCACAGGACGAUGGCAGAGGGGAUUCGCACAUUGUUGGUCGACAGUGGUCUCCCUGCUUGCUUGUGGGGUGAAGCAUUGAUGUGGGUCGUGUGGGUUAAGAACAGGGUCACACACAGUGCUUUGCCUGCCUCCAUCACACCAAUGGAGGCAUGGUCCGGCCAGAAGCCGCAUGUGGGCAUGGCUCGGAUUUGGGGUUGCAUGGGGAGUGUCAUGCUGCAUGGGCAUGAGAAGGGUGGCAAGCUUGAUGCACGGGCUGUCAUGUGUGUCUGUGUUGGGGUGGACAUGGAGAGCAAGGGUUGGCGCAUGCUGGACCCUUCUCUCAUGCGCAUUCGCAUUGCUCGGGAUGUUGAUUUUCUUGAGAAUGUGAUGUGGAAGGAUUGGGACAAGGCAAAGGGAUUUGGGGAGCUUCUGCAGGAUGCAGCUGCAAUUUCCCAACUCCUCCCUCUUCCACUCUCGCCAUCCUCCGCAAUGGCUGACGACGUUGAGAUGCCACCUUCAUCACUGCCACCGGCACCGCUGAGUGUGUCGGUGCAGCAGCUGCCCACCCCUUUGCAGCAGCUCAGUGGCCCCUCGGUCAUUCAGCGGAGAUCCGCUACACAGGCUACUUCCUCUUCCUCCUCCCCUGGUUAG
Messenger RNA from Closterium sp. NIES-65, 1935 nucleotides. The record is from the annotation of a GenBank genome assembly. Lineage: Eukaryota; Viridiplantae; Streptophyta; Zygnematophyceae; Desmidiales; Closteriaceae.